CACCAUUAAAAUUCAAAACUCAACUUUCUACAACCUCAAUAAAGAAGAACUCAUAUCAUCAUUUUCAUUCUCUCUCUCUAUACUCCAACUUUCUUUAACAAUGGAAGGAUCGAUAAUGAAGAUGGUUACAUGUAUAAUGAUGAUGAGUAUAGUAAUAAUGGGUGUUAGAGGAGAUAUGGCUGAAAAAUGUACUACUGCUAUUGGGAAACUUGGGAGUUGUUUGGGUUAUGCGACCGGAAAAGCAGAUUCAGCGACCAAAGAUUGUUGUAGUUCGGUCUCCGGAAUAAAAGAGAGUGAUCCGGCGUGUUUGUGUUUUAUCAUUCAACAAGCUCAUAAUGGAAGCGCCGCCAUUAAGAGCGCUGGUAUAUUAGAAGGACGUCUUCUUCUUUUACCUUCAACUUGUCAUCUCAACAAUGCAAGCAUCACAAAUUGCCCUAAGCUUCUAAAUCUACUGCCGGACUCGCCAGAUGCGAAAAUAUUCACAGACCCUCCAUCAACAAAUGGGACUACAACUACUCCGACCACGCCUAUUCGGUCGAGCGAUAAAGGCUCCGGCAGUCGGAUAAUGAAUUCUGCUCCAUAUUUUCAGGGAUUGAUGAUGGUAGUUGUUGUGGCUGUUCUUCCUUUUACAACGGAAAUGUUUUCGUUUUAAUGUGUUAGUAGUCUCUUCUAUUAUAUGUUUGGUUCUUUUCGGUUUUUAUUGACAUUUUCCAUUUAGAAAUUAUCCCCCAUGACUUCUUUCAAUGUUCUGUUAGUACCCUAUUUUGUAUCAGUUUCGUUUUAAUUUAUAAAACUUUAAUUUA
This is a messenger RNA of Impatiens glandulifera, 803 nucleotides long. RefSeq names its product non-specific lipid transfer protein GPI-anchored 1. The record is from RefSeq and is a predicted model, not a curated record. The transcript has 2 exons. Bases 101 to 652 code for a protein of 183 amino acids. Lineage: Eukaryota; Viridiplantae; Streptophyta; Magnoliopsida; Ericales; Balsaminaceae.